UUGAUCGCUACUUGUGCCCGCAGUAGUAGUCCCAAUCUAUCUUCUUUGGUACUGGUCACUCGUCUGUGAGCAUGAUCGAAUAAAAGUGACGAUUUUGAUGGCGGUUGUAUUUGUGCGGCCAUCAGGCCUCGAACGCCUCGUCGAACAGGAGCCGGCGACGUCGCCCCCUUCGUCCCCUCCACCGCGCCCACGCCACGAAUCCAUUCCAUUCCCAUUCCUCCCCACGCCGCGCGCCUCCAUAAUACCGCACCGGCACCCUCCCAUGCCGCUCACCACAGUCCACAACCCCCCGCAAAGCCAGCCAUUGGGACAGACUUGGCAUUCGAUUCCCAGCCCGGCCCACGCGCUUCGUCCCUCGCGCCUUGUUGGCGCGUGCCCCGGACAGAGAGAGAAGCGGGUAGCUCGGCGUUGCGGGCAGCGGCGGCGGCGUUUCUCAUGAAGGUGCUGUGCAGCGCCUGCGAGGCGGCGGAGGCGAGCGUCCUCUGCUGCGCCGACGACGCCGCCCUCUGCGCGCGCUGUGACCGCGAGGUCCACGCCGCCAACCGGUUGGCCGGCAAGCACCAGCGCCUGCCCCUCCUCGCCCCCGGCGGCCAAAGCGCUGCCGCCGUGUCGCCGCCCAAGUGCGACAUAUGCCAGGAAUGCGACGCCUACUUCUUCUGCCUCGAGGACCGCGCGCUGCUCUGCCGGAGCUGCGACGUCGCAGUGCACACCGCCAACGCCUUCGUCUCGGCGCACCGCCGCUUCCUCCUCACCGGCGUCCAGGUCGGCCAGGAGCUGGAGGACCCCGCCCCGGAGCAGCCGGAGCCGCCGUCUCCCCCGCCGGCGAAGAGCGACCCGGCCCCGCCGCUCUACGGCGAGGGCGACUUCAGCUGGGCGGCCGGCGUCACGGGGAGCCUCGCGGACUGGUCGGGCGUGAACGAGCAGUUCGGCUCCCCUGCUCCGCGCCACGCCGAGGCGGGGAGCCGGGCCACGCCGAAGCGGAGCCCACGGGCGCCAGCUUUCGGUGCCGGCCACGGCCAGGGCCGCGUCGCCGGCGGGGUCAUGGACUGGCCACUGGGCGAGUUCUUCCGCGGCGUCAGCGACUUCAACUGCGGCUUCAGCUUCGGCGAGAGCGGAACCUCCAAGGCCGACAGCGGGAAGCUCGGCGGCAGCGCGGGGGGCUCCCCGUACUACCGCUCGUCGUCGGAGGACCGGGACGCCAACGAGCUGUUCGGACAGGUGCCGGAGAUCCAGUGGUCGGUGCCGGAGCUCCCCUCACCGCCGACGGCCUCCGGCCUCCACUGGCAACACGGCGGCGGCCCCGACAGCACGGCCUUCGUGCCGGACAUCUGCUCCCCGGACAGCUUCCCGACCGCCGCCGCCGCAGGAGCAAAGCCCCAGAGGAAUCGCUAGCGCGUGGUCACCAUGCCCAUGAUUGUUCCUGCAGCUUAGCUGUGCUGAGCCAACAGACUGCGCAGCUGAUGCAUCCAGGACAGUAGAACACGGACCUGAUCCUGGGCGUGGUGUCAUACUACUGUCAUGUGUGAAGCUUCAUUGCCAUGGUGAUGCUUCAACCAAUCUAGCUAGCUAGGAACAGAGAAGACAGUGAGUACUAGCGGGGAUGGUGGUGGUUGAGGUUGACGUUGCAUCGAGCAUCGUUAAUGGUGACGGUGAGAUCGAGUAAUGGGAUGUGAGCUUGUGCGCGUGCUUGGCUGCUGGUGGCGCAUCGAAUCGAACAUUGGACGACGGAAAUGGAACGAGCUAGAAACUGCUAGCCUUUUGACUUCUUGAUGGAGGUCUGAAACUGAUGCACAAACGGAUAGCUUAUGCUAGACACUGGAACAGUACCAGGAACAUAAGAUUCGAUGCU
Messenger RNA from Panicum hallii, 1849 nucleotides. RefSeq names its product B-box zinc finger protein 22-like. Bases 436 to 1392 code for a protein of 318 amino acids. The transcript has 3 exons. The record is from RefSeq and is a predicted model, not a curated record. Gene Ontology annotation, biological process: regulation of DNA-templated transcription; photomorphogenesis. Lineage: Eukaryota; Viridiplantae; Streptophyta; Magnoliopsida; Poales; Poaceae. Gene Ontology annotation, cellular component: nucleus. Gene Ontology annotation, molecular function: zinc ion binding.